GAGUGUAGUGGUAGCGGUUGUGAAAUCAUGUUGACUCACAGUGAUGGCGCAUUUGCUCCAGCCUCUCCGUUAUUUCUUUGAAAGAAAGAAAAUUAUACGUCUCACUCCCAAUUCUAUUCCUCAGCUGGUAAGUAAGAAAAAAGGCUACUUACUCGUUUAUGUUAGCCCCUUAACCCUUUGCCCCCCUCUGUUUCUCUGUUCAUGUCAAGAGGCAACUGUUGCAAAAGAGAGAAAUUUGGAAUCCGGCAACACCCCAUUUCCUAAAGUUCUUCAAAUGGGAAUUUCCAUGUCUUAUUCUUUUUCUAUUUUUAUUUGAAAGCCGAAGUUGACCCCCCCCCUUCUUGCCCAGUUUCUUUUGCUAUUUUUAACUUGAAAGCUGUUGAAAUUUUCGGUUAGUUUAAGGGUGAGCUUUAAAGAUUGAUAAAAGAAACAGAAAUCUCUGGCCUGAUUCUCGAGAUGGUUUUUAUGUAGUUAUGUUCCCGUACAAGAAACGGAAACCAUAGGCAUUAAGUUUCCUCUUUCUUAUCUCCCCUUUUAAGUUCCGUUGUCAGUAACAUCACUGCUAUGUAUUUAUUUUUUCUUCUAAUGAUGAGAGACGUUCAUUCUAGGAAGCUCAGUUAUUGGGUUGCGUUUCCAUUUAUGUCUAAUGCAAUAUGUUCUUAUGCUUAAAUGUUAUUGCUCACAUGUUUUUUCUGCUACUUCUUUUUUCCUGAAACAGACGCGCAAAAUAAAUUAUAAGCUUGUCUGCUGGUUUCGUGAGUUUUGGAAAAUUGAACUGAACUCGUUUUUCUUCUUGUUGUUUUUUAUUAUUCCCUUGAUGCAGAUGUUUAAUAAAUGUUCCUUAUUGAGUUUUUAAAUUAAUCAUUUUCCAUUUGUACAUACUGUCUGCAGUUAUACAUUUGUUCUCCUGAUGGACUUCUGGAGUUAUGCUUCAGAAGGAAAAGGCCUUCUGUUCUCUGAUGAAAUAGAUUUAUCAGCUGAUGCAUUUACAAGAAGUAGAAAAGCAUCCAUAGGAUGUGAUACUGAAGCGCUUGAGAGUGCAGAGUCUUUAGAUCUUGGUUUCUCUGAAAUCCCAAGAAAACCCUUUCAUGGUAGCAAAACGGGUGCGGGGAUGUUUGUUGGUAGCUGUGUUGGUAUUGAUUCAAGUAAACUAGUAGUAGGCUCUGCUAAUUGUAUGAUUGCCUCCAAUUCGUCAAUGGAAUCUAGGUCCAAUCAUUCGAAUUCUCUCAUGGAAUCUAAUAGUCAGGAUUCAUCACUAUUUGAUUUGAAGCUAGGGAGAUUGGCUGAUUGCAAAGAUGCACAGAAUAGUAGGUUUUCGAAAGAGAGAUUAUUGUUAUCUUCAGCAAGUCCAACUGCUCAGGCAAAGCGUGCUCCAGUGGCGAGUUUGCGCCCCCGGAUUUCCUUUUGCCAGGUCUAUGAUUGUAACAAGGAUCUUAGUUCCUCCAAGGAUUACCACAAGAGGCAUAAAGUUUGUGAGGUUCAUACGAAAACUCCUCGAGUUAUUGUUAAUGGCAAUGAACAGAGGUUUUGUCAGCAGUGUAGCAGGUUUCACUUGCUGGUUGAGUUUGAUGAUGGUAAGCGCAGUUGUCGUAAACGCCUGGCAGGCCACAAUGAACGUAGACGAAAGCCUCAAUUUGGCACCAAAUUUCUGGGGACUUCCUUGCCAAAGAGAACAUCCUUUCUUUUUCCAAACAUGCUUCCAGGAGGUACUUUUUGUCCACAAAGUUAUGAAGAAGAUAAUUGGCGUAAGCAUGUUAAAUUGCAAGAGAAUUCAAUUUACAGCUCUCCAUCGGCAAUACCCAUAAGAAGUGGGCAGUUGGUGCCAAAGUCAUUCCUCCAUUUGCAUGGCAACAGGAUACAAAAGACUUGUGGAAUUUCUCCACUGGACAUUGAGGACCUCACUAUUUCUAACACAGCAACAGCUAUUCAUGAGUUAGCUGGGCUGUCGCACUCUAGCUGUGCUCUCUCUCUUCUGUCAGCAGCUGAAUCACAGGACUUGAGCCAUUCUGCAGGAAAUAUAAUGGUCAGGCCCUUGGCCAGUCAAGCGGGUGGUGCUUGUCAGACCUUGGGUAUUGCUAACAAAUCUUUAGGGAUAGGCUUUUCAGAAAAGUACGUGCCAAUUGGAAUUAAUUCAUUUGGAAUGAAUUUCAUUGAAGUUGACAAUAUGGGGCCAUUUGGGGUUUCUGGUUCUGGUCAUGCUGCCGACCUUAAAGUUGAAACAGAUGGAUUUCUACAUCAGUCAGAUUUCUUGAACGCCAAGCAUUGUGUUUCUCCAGAAAAUGAAUCUACUGUGGAUUGGCUUCAACUGUCAUCUCAUCUUCAGAGGGUGGAGCAACAGAGGAACUCCAUGAAAGUGAAGCAUGAAAAUGAAGAUUUCUGCAGUUUUGGUGCCACUUAUAGGGUGUGAGAGUAAAUAACUUGGGCUCUCCUUUGUGACUUUCCAAGGUAAACAACGUAAGAUGUGGUGGGAGAUAGCAAUGAAUUGCAAGGAUAAUGUAGAUGUGUGUUUUUUCUCUCUUUGGACCAAGUGUACUCCUCUCCUUCUUGAUGAGAAAGUGAUAAAUCCAGCGUUGAUGCAGAGGAGAGACUUGGUGGCAUACAAGCAUCAAAUAUAAUCACUAACUUCAUUGAUGCAAUAGACAAUGAGCCCUUAGAGACUUCAGUUAGCGUUUGCAAGUACAUUACUUAAAAGGUAUAUAUAACACGAACAGUGUAUGGAUUUUCAAUUAUUGUGAGGGGAUGCAAGUUUGAUGUUGCUGGUUGCUCUAGAGAUUACA
Populus euphratica (Euphrates poplar) is the source of this 2777-nucleotide messenger RNA. Its product is annotated as squamosa promoter-binding-like protein 6. The record is from RefSeq and is a predicted model, not a curated record. Gene Ontology annotation, cellular component: nucleus. The transcript has 4 exons. Lineage: Eukaryota; Viridiplantae; Streptophyta; Magnoliopsida; Malpighiales; Salicaceae. The coding region runs from base 911 to 2407 and encodes 498 amino acids. Gene Ontology annotation, molecular function: DNA binding.